Drosophila bipectinata is the source of this 785-nucleotide messenger RNA. RefSeq lists its product as uncharacterized. The record is from RefSeq and is a predicted model, not a curated record. NCBI's taxonomy places the organism in Eukaryota, Metazoa, Arthropoda, Insecta, Diptera, Drosophilidae.
CACUUUAACCUGACGCGCGCCAUAUUGAGUGCCCAAAUUUUAGAAGCUCCGAGCAAAAUCACGUUUUUUGUUUUGUAGUAAGCCUUAACCAUGUCCAAUAAGCGCCAAAACGAGGUGCCCGUCGAGAAUAUGGCGGAUGAUACGUCGCUUGGGAGUAUUUCAGACGAUGAGAAGGCAAGAGGCGACCCGAACGUGUUUCUUUCCUACUUGCGCCAAGCGAAUGAGUAUCUGGAACAGAGAGUCAAGACUCUAGAGGCGCAGAGGGACAGGAUGUUGGCCCAGAAGUUGAAUUUGAUGUCACAAAUAACUAUGCAUCAGGUCUCUGAAACAACGAUCUUGACGAGCGUCCUCAAGCUACUAGACGAGUUGAACCAUCGUCUCCUUAACGAAUUUCAGAAGACUGAGAGACUGGAAGAUGACAAUCACAAGAAGAAUAGGGAGCGCUGCGAGCGUUUAAUUGAAGAGCUGAGGGCAUCCCAGCCGGGCACUUCCUUUGACAAGUACACCAUAAUGCCAUGCAGCGAGCUAGAGAAAGUGAUUGAGGUAAUGGAGCAUCAACUAGAUGGAAUACGUGCCAGGAAGUUUGUCGUAAACAAGGAGAUGCUCAAGGUCAAGAAGGAAUUUGACAAAGAAUAUGUUAACCUUCGCAAGGAUUAUGAUGCUCUGAGCGUAGUCGAAAGACAAGUUAUCGAAAUUGCUGAAAACUUACAGUUUGAACAGGCACUGCGCAACACCAAGAAGCCAACAAAAAAAAAUUAAUUCUUUUCAAUUAAUUCUUCAAUUAA